This is a messenger RNA of Eleginops maclovinus (Patagonian blennie), 1636 nucleotides long. It is a transcript of the gene rab36, whose product is annotated as RAB36, member RAS oncogene family. The record is from RefSeq and is a predicted model, not a curated record. The transcript is spliced from 11 exons. Gene Ontology annotation, molecular function: GTPase activity; GTP binding. Lineage: Eukaryota; Metazoa; Chordata; Actinopteri; Perciformes; Eleginopidae. Bases 114 to 926 code for a protein of 270 amino acids. Gene Ontology annotation, biological process: vesicle-mediated transport.
AGCUCCUCAUCAAACAGCGUCCGGACUCGCCACUGCAGCAAGCGACACGGUGAAAGGAACCGCGGAUAUAUAUUCUGUGACUUCAUUUGGGGUUGUCUCUCCUCCAGGUUGUCAUGCAGGAUAACAGGAAUGGGAAGAUUCCAUUCCCACCACCCAUCAGCAGAGACAGGGUCAUCUGGGAAUUUCCAAAGUACUACACACCUAAUGCGUCUCUGCAGCUGAAGAAAGACUGGGACACUAAGGCUAAAGCAGCCUGUAAAGACGGAACCACCAGCCGUCAGCCAUGGGACCGCCAGAAAAUGUCAAAAGUGGUGGUUGUUGGAGACCUGAAUGUGGGGAAGACCUGCCUCAUUAAUAGGUUCUGUAAGGAUGUAUUUGAAAGAGACUACAAGGCCACCAUAGGUGUGGACUUUGAGAUCGAGAGAUUUGAGAUAUCGGGAGUGCCUUUCUCCCUUCAGAUUUGGGAUACUGCUGGGCAGGAAAAAUUCAAGUGCAUCGCUUCUGCAUACUACAGAGGAGCUCAGGUCAUUAUCACAGUCUUUGACAUGGCAGACAUAAAGUCCCUCGAUCAUACAUGCCAGUGGCUGGAGGAGGCCAUGAGAGAAAAUGAACCUCACUCCUGUUUCAUCUUCUUGGUUGGCACUAAGAGUGACCUGCUGCCUUUAGAAGAAAGACAGCGAACAGAAAAAGAUGCCAUCAGGAUAGCAACAGAAAUGCAUGCAGAGUUUUGGGCUGUUUCAUCUAAAACAGGGGAGAACGUGCAGGGUUUUUUCUUCAGGGUGGCAGCCUUGGCCUUUGAAAAGUGCAUGCUGAAGAACAUGGAGAAUGGAGCCCCUGCUAGCAUCGGACAUGGAAAUAGUAUCAAAUCAGAUCGGGCCAACCUGGAGGAGGCGGCGCAGCAAGACGCAAAGAGAACCUGCUGCUGAUGAACGGAGGAACUCUCAAAAUGCUUUAUUCUGAAAAUCACUGACUGUUUUACUGGUCUGAAAAGUGCCUUAGGACAUGCUCCAUUGAAAUCACAGAAACUGCUAUGUAUUCUGAUGUUUGCAAAAGGUUCAGUACCAGUAAGAGCUACUGGAAGCCAAUUGUUAUUUGAUGGAAGCCGGUCUCUUUUGCUGAUACUAAAUUGAAUGAAUCUGACGUUGUAAUGGGAUAGUUGUCAGUAUUUCAUCUAGAAUAUUUUAAAUCAUGGGAAACCUAACAUAAAACAUUAAAUAAGGCUUAUAAACUAAAAUGAAUCAUUUUGGUUUGUGGUCUUCUCAUGUAGUAUUGGUCUUUUUCUGCAAAAUACAAACUACCACCAUGGGACCGGCCAAUAAUACCACUGGCAAAAACCCUUGUGUGGGCGCUUUAGAUAUUCUUUGCUACUGUCAUAGUGUUUGUUCUUUUAUACAGUAUUGUUGUGGAAUAUGUCUUACAUCUUAUUGUGGGGGAUAAAGAUUUAAUGAAAGUAUUGUUUACUUUUAUUUAAUAAAAGUGUAAAUUCACAGAUAAAAUUGUUACACAUUUAUGAUGCCAUUUUUAAAGUAACAUCUUGAUUUAUUGGAGCAUUAGCUGAUGAUAGCAGCUGUGCAUUUAAAUAAUAAUAAAAAAAUAUAAAUAUUUUGUCAUCAAAUAAAGUGGUUUAUCAGCUGUC